Messenger RNA from Aspergillus caelatus, 555 nucleotides. RefSeq lists its product as uncharacterized. NCBI's taxonomy places the organism in Eukaryota, Fungi, Ascomycota, Eurotiomycetes, Eurotiales, Aspergillaceae. Bases 1 to 555 code for a protein of 184 amino acids. The record is from RefSeq and is a predicted model, not a curated record. The transcript has 2 exons.
AUGGCUGCUCAUACAGAUUAUUCGGGCCUGAAAGACUACCUGGAACGGGUACUGACCGAGGGCGGAUUUCCGGAUGUUCUGCGGGUCCCGAUAAUAGCGCGGAGGGAGGACCACCUUGCCCGUCAGGUCAGUAGUGAGCGGAGGCAACAGGUGUAUUGUGGUAUCUCCGCAGAGCCAUCCUAUGCUGAGCCUGUCCAUGUCUGUCUCGCGACCGAUCAUCACAGCGACACGGUAACGGAGGUGACCUUUGAUAUUGACAGUAUCGUGGGGUUUGCAUCGAGCCUUGCCGUGGCCAAGCAGGGAGUACGGUGGAACCCGACCCAGAUGGCUGUGUCUGAUCUCCAGUCCAGUCUCCACCUCGAUCCCCUGCCCGUGCAGUACCUGGAUCCACAGGGCCGAUCCCACCGGGCUCUUCGCGCCGUCCACGAGAUCCCGCACUACACCUUUGGGCGGCUGACUGGGUUUGAGGAUAUAUCUCUUAUCUUACUGUUUCCCCGGCUCUACCGGAAGGAGCAGCAGUCCAGCCGCCUCCGGGACCAGGACUUUCAGAUCUAG